Andrographis paniculata is the source of this 3077-nucleotide messenger RNA. RefSeq lists its product as uncharacterized. Gene Ontology annotation, cellular component: nucleolus. NCBI's taxonomy places the organism in Eukaryota, Viridiplantae, Streptophyta, Magnoliopsida, Lamiales, Acanthaceae. The record is from RefSeq and is a predicted model, not a curated record. Gene Ontology annotation, biological process: ribosomal large subunit export from nucleus; ribosomal large subunit biogenesis. The transcript has 14 exons. The coding region runs from base 439 to 2823 and encodes 794 amino acids.
GCCGCCCUCCCCUCUUUCGUCUUCCCCUCUUUCUUCUCUCUUUUCACUCUUUUUGGUUUUCGUCCUCAGCUUCUUCCGCCGGAGGUCGCCGGUCGCCGUCGCAUUAGGUAGGAUUUGUAGGGUAAGCCCACCCACAAUUUUGCCCUAAUACAUCGACUCCACAGUCCUCAGCCGCCGCCGCACUAGAUUCUUCCCCCAUCUUCUUCUUCUCCAGUUAUUUCCUUUCUUCCAUCUUUCUUUCCUCCUCCUUUUUCAUCACAGUCGCCAUUGCCGGUUCAAAAUAAAAAUAUUACUCGCGGGUACCACACCCUAAAAUCGACGUAGUAUAUUCGAAGCAUAAUAAACCCUAAACCCAUUCACCUCUAAUCUCCAUUGUCUACCUCAAAACUAUAAAUAAAACGUUUGUUAAUCCGUGGAAAGUUGUUCAGUCGCUUCUGGAUGCCGCAGCAGCCGGCCAUGGCGACGAUAGAUUUCUCAGCCGCUUCUGGACGGACCUCCGCGAAGAUGAAUCUUCCCACCUUACAAUCCAAAAUGAAGCAAGAUCCCGAGGGCUAUAGUUCCGAAUUGAGCCUUAUUUAUAACCAAUUCAAGUCUGGUCUCGAGCUAUUCAAGCAGCAAGCUGCCCUAAAUUUCACAUCGCUAAGUGGCGUUGGCGGCGUCGACACGACGGUCGCGAAGAAUUUGAGCGAUCGCAUAACGUUUCUAGCCCAGGUCACGCCAUUUUACCGUAAAGAAUUGGCGCAGUUUCCGAACGAUUUAAUCGAGUUCUUGAAUUCUUCUUCUGCACGGAAUUUACCAUCGGGUCUCAGACUGCACGCAGCGCAAGCUUUGAUUCUUUUGAUCAACCGAAAGAUAAUUGAUAUUGCAGAUACAGUUGCUGUAUUUAUGGAUUUUCAGACAAUGGGGGACAGAGAAUUGAAGAAAUUGGCUUUUUCUCAUGUUAUUCACAGUAUUAGACGGAUGAAUCAGAAGCAUAAGAAUGAUCCCCAGAACAAGGGGCUUCAGAAUAUUAUGUUUGGAUUGUUGCAGCAAGAGGAGGAAGCAAAAGCAAAGAGAGCACUUAUUACAUUGUGUGAUCUUUAUCGGAGGAAAGUGUGGUUUGAUGACCGGACAGCAAAUGCUAUAAGCACGGCAUGCUUCCAUUCAUCGUCAACUAUUAUGGUUGCUGCCUUGUCAUUCCUUCUUGAUUUUGAGAAGAUUGAGGAUGAUGAUGAUGAUUCUGAGGAAGAAGAUGACCAAAUAAUACAGCAACCUCAAGUAGUACUUAGUAAAGAGGCUAUCUACAAGGCAAAUAACAAAGGUACAACAUCAAGUAAAAAGAAGAAGAAGGCAAAGUUACAGCGCAUUGCUCGUAGUAUGAAGAAGCAACAACGUCUAUCGUCUGAGAGAAGUAAUUCAAACUACUACUGUUCACCACUAAAUCAUCUAAAAGAUGCUCAGGGUUUUGUUGAAAAGUUGUUUUCUCGCUUGCAAUCGGGAAGCAAUGAGAGGUUUGAGGUAAAAAUGAUGAUACUUAAAGUUAUUGCCAGAACCAUCGGCCUCCACAAGUUGAUUUUGUUAAAGUUCUACCCUUUCCUCCAGAAAUACGUGCAGCCACAUCAACGAGAUGUCACAAGCCUACUCGCAGCGGCUGUACAGGCCUGCCAUGACAUGAUACCGCCUGAUGCAGUCGAACCAUUGUUUAAGCAAAUUGUUAACCAAUUUGUACAUGACCGAUCACGUCCUGAGGCCAUAUCUGUCGGACUAAAUGCAGUUCGCGAAAUAUGCCUUCGCAUGCCAUUGUUGAUGACUGAAGAUUUGCUUCAAGAUCUUGUCCUGUAUAAAAAAUCACAUGAGAAAGCAGUUUCUUCAGCCGCGCGUUCACUUCUUACCUUAUUUAGGGAGGUUUGUCCAUCGCUGUUGAUCAAGAAGGACAGGGGGAGGCCUGUCGAUCCAAAGGCCAGACCAAAAGCUUUUGGCGAGGUACAUGUUGCAAGCAGUAUUCCGGGUGUCGAGUUAUUAGAACAUGAAAGUGAUGAUGCAAGUAGUGAUGAUGAGGGAGAUGAAGACAAAGACAAAGAUGCUACCAUCGAAGAGGAUGGAAGCGAUGAAAGCUCUGAACAUUAUGAAUCUGGCGAUUCUGCUCAAGAAACAGACGAUGACAGCGAAGAAGAAGAAGAAGAAGAAGCUGAAGAUUCCGAUAAUUGCGACAGUGACAUGGAAGAAGAAGAAGAAGAAGAUGAUGAUGAUGAGGAAAUUGAGCCCCAAUUACCAGAAAGCGAUAAUGAUAACAAUACAAAGGAUACUGAUGCCAAUGGCGAGAAAUCAAGUGGAAAGAAAAGAAAGUAUUCUGAUUUCGAGGGACAACUGAAUGCAGCAAGUAAAAGUCUUCGCGCUCUAAAGAAAUUAGCUAGACCAGCUGUAAAUGUAGUCGAUGAAGAUGGAAUCCUUUCUAACGAGGACUUCCAAAGAAUAAAAGAGCUCAAGGCUAAGAAGGAGGCUAGGGCUGCAUUAACGCAUCAUGGUUUCAAGAUUCCAAGCUCAGAUCAACUUAGCUCCAGAAGAGUCGAUGCUGCCAAACUUGAGGCUAACAUAAAGACGAAAUUAAGCAAGGAAGAAAAAUUACAAUUGAUAAGAGCUGGGAGAGAGGAGAGGGGAAAAUACCAAGCUCGAACUGCUCUUAAAAAGAAGAAGACUGGUGGUCUAAGCAAUCGGCAAAAGGAGAGCAAAAAAGUGAUGCCGCUGGCAGCAAAAAGAUCCAAGAGGGCCAAAUCUCGGCAAGAGAAGAAGAAACUACGACAGCGGUCGGGAAAACAGUUCCGAGGAAGGAAAGCUUGGAAAUAAUUAAGGAGAAUUGAAUUAUUGCAUGUUUACUUUUGUUUAUUAUUUAAGAUUAUUAUUUGACUUGUAUAAUGUGAAUGUGCUCAAGUGCUGAUGAUUUAUUCUUUCUAUAAGAAACUAAAUUAAACAGUCUCAAAAUACUAUGGACUUUAAAAUUAUUAGUCACUCCUCCUUUCUUAGAGUUAAGAGGGUUUAGGUUGUAAAACCACAAGUCAAUUGUAAAUAAAUAAAAUAUCUGUGCAUUUGACAUUUUACUA